This is a messenger RNA of Colletotrichum phormii, 1386 nucleotides long. Its product is annotated as ankyrin repeat-containing domain protein. Bases 1 to 1386 code for a protein of 461 amino acids. Gene Ontology annotation, molecular function: protein binding. The transcript is spliced from 2 exons. NCBI's taxonomy places the organism in Eukaryota, Fungi, Ascomycota, Sordariomycetes, Glomerellales, Glomerellaceae. The record is from RefSeq and is a predicted model, not a curated record.
AUGGCCCACUCGCACUUUCCCGCCACGGCCAACGAAAAGGUACCGGCACUCUUUGGAUGUCCAUGUGUAUGGAGCCAUGUACCACUCUACGGCGAUGCGCAAGAAAAGCGCCGCUAUCACCACGCGCUGGCCAAGCCGAACGCCCCUGGCAUUGCGCGACAUCUACCAUCUGAGAUCAUCCUCUGCAUCGUAGACGCGCUGUUUGACCUGUACGCCAGAGAGGUUUCUCUGGGCUACGAGAAAUACUGGGAGUCAUCUUGUCUACCAUAUGAGACAGACAAGAUGUGCCCUUUCUGCAUGCUCCCUCGUUUCGACGUUUGGCGAGACGUUGCAAACUUGGCAGCUUCAUGCCGCGCACUCUACGAACUUAUCACGCCCGUGCUCUACAGGCGAGACGCAGAGCAGAAUCAUUCUUCAGCUCUGCUCAUCUCGGCGAAAAGGGGCAACCUCCGGGCUUUGAAACUUGCGUUGGAAAAUGGCGCAAACGCAGAUGCGGACGAUCACACAAUGCCGCUGCAAUGGACGAAUGAAUGCUUCCGGUAUUGUGAGCAUUGCGAGUACCAGGUUUGGUGGAGGGAGCCGCGCAGACUCGACAUGAGUGCGCUGCACUGGGCGGCGUUGUGCGGAAGAGAAGAUGUCCUUGAACUCUUGUUGAAUCACAAAGCCGGCGUCAGCCCCAACAAGAGGGCAGUAGUGCAGCCAGGUCUGGAUGCAGGGAAUUAUGGCUCGCUGCGGUAUGUGGAGGAUUAUUGCGACGAAUACAAUGCCAGCUUCCCCUGCCUGGCACUGCAGACGACAAUGGGCUACAACCCCGUAAGCUCCCACGGAGCCAAUGCCUUAUACUUCCUGUUGGGGACAGGCAGAAUGCGAGCGCACAAAAAGACAGUGGACAUGGCGAGGCUUCUUGUUAACGCAGGUUCUUCGUUGAUGACACAUGAAGCCGCGGAGCUUCAUGCUCUCCAUCAAGCGGCUGCAUACGACAACGUUGAGCUGGUGCAGUUCCUCCUUUGCGAAACAAAAGUCGACCCGAAUAUCACGGAUGCUGCCGGAAACACGCCAUUACACCAUCACGUCGACUCAAGGUUCAGGGUCGAGGGAGGCGCAAAGGACACAAAGACAUUAUCACUACUCCUGAAGUACGGUGCAGACCCCAACGUACGGAAUGUUGAUGGGUUAUCGCCGUUAGACAUUUGCAUCGUUACAACAUUGCUGGGUGCCGAUAGAAUGAAACUCUUGGUGCUUCUGGCUCAAAACGGAGGGACGUUGCGGGAUCGAGACUUGGGUCUUCACAGAUCGAGGCUGACUGAUGAGCAACGAGAAGAACUGAACAUCGCAUUUGAACAAGCUAGACAAUCCGAGAGAACUGAGUGGAUCGGAGACAUUUGA